This is a messenger RNA of Prosopis cineraria, 1683 nucleotides long. RefSeq names its product F-box protein At1g70590. Gene Ontology annotation, molecular function: protein binding. The transcript has 4 exons. Lineage: Eukaryota; Viridiplantae; Streptophyta; Magnoliopsida; Fabales; Fabaceae. The coding region runs from base 119 to 1177 and encodes 352 amino acids. The record is from RefSeq and is a predicted model, not a curated record.
UGAAAGCAACCACCGAUGUCGUUUCGUCCGUCACCAUUCACCAAAUCUGUUAGAUAGUAGCUCCGUUCACGAAUCAGUGGCUUCUUCUGUCGAAGCUCUGCGAGACCAAGAAACGAAAAUGAAGCACAGAACAUGGCCUUCUUGCUCUGGGGCCUCUCGGUUUUCAUCUCUUCCAUUCCCUAUGAUAAGCAAUUCUGAUGUUUCCACGAAAAAUUCUACCUCGAAAACCCCUUCCAAACCAUCGGCUUACCCAGGCCGCUCGAUUCGACUCUGCUCAAGGGCAUCGUUGGAGUCCACACCUUCAGAAUCUUCAUCACAUGAUGCCGAUUUCUCUGCCCUUCCGUACGACGUUCUUGCGAAAAUCGCAGCUUCCUUUACCCUCCCGAACCUUCAAGCGGCUUCUUUAGUUUGUCGGUCGUGGUCGGAGGCGCUUAAGCCGUUGAGGGAGGCGAUGCUUCUUUUGAGUUGGGGAAAGCGAUUCAAGCAUGGAAAGCUACGUGUUCGUCCGAAUAUAGACAAGGCGCUUGAUUCUUUCCUAAAAGCUGCGGCUCGUGGCUCCGCUCUGGCUAUGGUUGAUGCGGGUCUGAUUUACUGGGAGAUGGGCGAGAAAGAGAAGGCGGUUGUUUUGUAUCAGAGCGCUGCCGAACUCGGAGACCCAGCUGGGCAGUGCAAUUUGGGGAUUUCUUAUUUGCAGGCUGAACCUCCAAAUAGUAAGGAAGCAUUAAGAUGGUUAUACAAAGCUUCAAUUGGUGGGAAUGCCCGUGCCCAAUACCAACUAGCACUUUGCCUUCAUCGAGGUCACAAGGUCAAUUGCAACAUAAAAGAAGCUGCUAAAUGGUAUUUGAAAGCUGCAGAAGGAGGGUAUGUGCGUGCAAUGUACAAUAUCUCCUUAUGCUACUCCUCUGGGGAAGGUCUGACACAUAAUCGUCAGCUUGCAAGAAAAUGGAUGAAGCGUGCUGCAGAUCAUGGUCACAGUAAAGCACAAUUCGAGCAUGGACUUUCUCUCUUUUCUGAGGGCGACUUGAUGAAAGCUGUGGUAUACUUAGAACUUGCCACACGUGCUGGUGAAAGAGCUGCCGCUCGUGUCAAGAAUGUAGUUCUGCAGCGGCUUUCAGCACCUUCACGGGAUCAUGCCAUGUUUCUUGCUGACAGGUGGCAUGCUUUGCCUUCAUGUUGAUUUGUCAUGUCUUGCAUGCGUGGCAAAGAAGAGUCCCAUAAUCCCAUUGCCUUGGCUGCUGAUGUUUCAACUUUCAGCAACUUGACAACAAAAUCGACAAAGCAAGCCAGAGAAUGGCAAAAAAAAAAAAGGGAACUGACAAGUCCCAUUGCUAGAAAUUUUGAAAAUAGUGAUCUUCCUUUGUAAAAUAACCUAGUUUGUGCUUGUAACUCUUAGACUUCUAGAAAGCAUGCAAUAGAUAUUAACAUUAUACAAGGCCGGUUUUGGGGUCCCUAGAAGUCCAGAAUGGCGCCAAAUUUGGUAGUCAUGUUCCUUUUGGAGUAUUGCACCCGUAUAUGGAAUUUUGAAGAAAAUGACUUUCUGAGAAGGUCAAGCUUUCGUGUCUGGGAUGGCAUUUCUAACCAAUAUUGUAGUGAUAAAAACAAAGGGCAAGGAUGCUGGUAUGUGUAAACUUUUGGAUCAUCUGAUUUUAAUAUAUGCUGAUUCUCCUAGACUUUUCCCCACAA